Drepanopeziza brunnea f. sp. 'multigermtubi' MB_m1 is the source of this 576-nucleotide messenger RNA. NCBI's taxonomy places the organism in Eukaryota, Fungi, Ascomycota, Leotiomycetes, Helotiales, Drepanopezizaceae. The record is from RefSeq and is a predicted model, not a curated record.
AUGAAUGUACGUACUUAUAACGGCCCUGAGAAACCACGGCAGCAGAUACUUAGAUUAGGCCAAUGUAUUUCAAGAAACCUCGUAAGAGACCUGGCAAAGGGCACCGAGGAAAUUGAAUUGACCCGCAAGGAAAGACAACUCUUGGAGAAGUACAAGGCAGAUCUUCAUGAGGGGAACCGUCUGGGCGCCAUCCAGAGCCACAAGAAUUGGAUUAUUUCGGCAAUCAAGCUCAGGCGGAGACUCGACUCUGUGCAGAAUUCAGCAGAAACUGGCGUUCAACGCGACCCUGAUACCAAUGUCCUCGUCAUCAUCGAAAUUCUCCGACGCGCUUGCCGAGAUCGAGCGAAACUUCUGGGUCCUGAGGCUGACCAGCCAUUGGAGGAGGAGAUCUGCGCUCCGUCGUGUUCCAGAGAAGCUCGUAUCCAAGAAAUACACAGAAGGAUCCGAAAUCGAGAGGCCAUUGAACUAGAGACUGUGUUCAGGAUAUUCACCAGAGUCACUAUUCCGUACCGAAAAGCAGUUAUGAAAGAGCUGUGUUUCCACCCAUGGUAUAUGAAUGGCGAUGAAGAGAUAUAG